AUGCAGAUCAGCACGUUGCAUAACAAAUCUCGCCAGGGUAAAGCCAAGGUGAAGUCUGGUUGCAACACAUGCAGGACUCGCAAAGUCAAAUGUGACGAGACAUUUCCUGUCUGCCGCCGUUGCGUAACGGCUGGGCGUGUAUGUGGCGGCUACGGAAUUUGGGGAGGUGGGGGCAAUGUUUCCGUUGAGAGACAUAGCCACUCUGCACUUUCAAGUACCAAGGCUACGAAAACCAACAGCCCUGUGCCGAAGUGUCUCUCUAUUCUCAUUGCCACGAUAGACGAGAAAGAAUGCUUUGAUUGGUUCAAAUGCCGUACUGCAAACAAGCUACCAGGAUCAUUCAUCUCCGACUUUUGGGGUACGCUUCUCAUGCAGGCGAGCAUUUCCGAGCCCGCCGUCCUGCACGCCGUGCUUGCAUUGGGGUCUUUGCAUAGAAGAGGGGUCAUGCUCAAAGAUCAGACCAAUAGCAUUCCCGACGAGCAAAUGGAGCAAUUUACCCUGCAGCAUUAUGUCGAGGCCAUCAGCUAUCUUCGUCCCCAUUUCCAAGCCAAAGACAAAGCCACGUUUCGAGUUGUCCUUAUCGUCUGUAUCGUGUUUAUAUCCUUGGACUUUCUUAGGGGGUACUUCUCAGCUGGACAGAUACAUCUCCAGAAUGGAUUGAAGCUUCUCGAAGAGACCGAAUGGCUUUCGUACGGGAAGGACGAGAAAACCAUCGUUAAGCCUUCUCGCGAAGCCAUUGAUGACUGGAUUGUCGAGGUAUUUGCUAGGUUUUGCCUCCAGGUUGAGCUAUUCAAGCUACCAUAUCCAAGACCCUGCUCCCUAUUCCGACCCGAGGAAAUUGGCUCAGCCUCCAUCUUCAAAUCUCUCAAAGAUGCAUGGCGAGAUAUGGAUAGGAUUAUGAACCGCAUUUUCUACUUGACCGAGAAAGCUCAAGAUUCCAAUGCUGCGGGAACAUGCCCCUCCGAAGUUGUCGAUCUGCUCGAAUAUCAGCAACGAAUUCAGAAAGAUCUGGACCACUGGGUAGCUACAUACAAUGAAUGGUGGAAAUCCAUGAAGACGCACGUCUCAAAUGACUUAGAGAAGGCGCGCCUCUUACAGCUCAUGUACCACGCCAUGGCAACCAUCAUGGCCAAUACAUGCCUCUUCCCGGACGAUGAGUCGGUAUAUGACUUGCAUACUGAUAAGUUUGUCUGCUUGCUCCAACACUUGCUUGACUUAUGGAUUGUCACAAUGGACUCUCCUGACAAUGUUGUUGAUCCUUUACCAAUCAACUUGGUUAAUGCCAGAUCGAUCAUGGACAUAGGCUGGAUGGCACCUCUCUACUACAUCGCUGUUAAGUGUCGGGUCCACCGGAUAAGACUUCACGCCGUUCGAUUGUUGGAAGUCACCUACCACCGGGAAGGAAUAUGGGAUGCCUCGAUUACGGCACGGGUUAGUCGGAAAGUCAUAGAGCUCGAAGAGGGUGAUUUCUAUGAAAAGAUUGAGACUGAUGAUGACUUCUCUCUGUCUAGCUCCCCACUGCCAGCCGAUUUUGAAGUACCGACUUUGCCAAUGUCCCGCAGAAUCCAGGACAUUGAAAUGCAGUUGUCGGGGGAACCGCUAGAGAAGGUUUUUCUGUGGUGUAAGCAAGACAAGAAGGGUAUGGACUGCAGGGUCUGUGUGGCAGAGUAUUGUUUAUCUUCUCAAUGCUGGGUAGAUGGGGAGAUAGACCAGCACUGGUCAAAUUGA
Messenger RNA from Mollisia scopiformis, 1728 nucleotides. RefSeq lists its product as uncharacterized. The transcript has 2 exons. The record is from RefSeq and is a predicted model, not a curated record. NCBI's taxonomy places the organism in Eukaryota, Fungi, Ascomycota, Leotiomycetes, Helotiales, Mollisiaceae. Gene Ontology annotation, biological process: regulation of DNA-templated transcription. The coding region runs from base 1 to 1728 and encodes 575 amino acids. Gene Ontology annotation, molecular function: DNA-binding transcription factor activity, RNA polymerase II-specific; zinc ion binding.